Molecule: messenger RNA, 789 nt
Organism: Cygnus atratus (black swan)
Lineage: Eukaryota; Metazoa; Chordata; Aves; Anseriformes; Anatidae
Product: START domain-containing protein 10-like
Exons: 6
Coding region: 1-789 (262 amino acids)
Molecular function (GO): lipid binding
Source: RefSeq, a predicted model, not a curated record
AUGGAGCGGGUGCCGGUGCCCGACGCCGACGCUUUCCGCGCCUUCCGGCAGCGCUGCCAGGACGGCGGCUGGCAACGGGACUGCGGCGGCCUCGCCGUCCGCCUGGAGCCGCCGCCGCCGGGCUGCGCCGUGCACCAGCUGAAGUGCCGCAUCGACAUCCCGGACGUGCCGGCGGGGACGGUGUACGACGUGCUGCACGACAGCGAGUAUCGCCGCGAGUGGGACGCCAAUGUCAUCGACAGCCACGACAUCGCCCGGGUGGCUGCCAACGCCAACGUGGGCUAUUACGCCUGGCGAUGUCCAAAGCCCUUAAAGAACAGGGACGUGGUGACACUGCGAGCCUGGCAGGUCGAGGACGGGUAUCACACCAUCAUCAACUUCUCGGUCAAGCACCCGAAAUACCCUCCGCGCAAGGACCUGGUCAGGGCAGUCGCGCUCCUCAUGGGGUACCUGGUGCGCUCAACCGGGCCCAGCAGCUGCAGUCUCACCUACCUGGCUCAGGUGGAUCCGAAAGGGUCGUUGCCAAAGUGGGUCGUGAAUAAAGUGUCGCAGUACCUGGUGCCACAGAUGUUAAAGAAACUGCACAAGGCCUGCGUGCAGUACCCUGCCUGGAAGCAGCAGCACGGCGUGAACGUGAAGCCUUGGCUGUACCCCGAGCAGAACACGCUUCCCGUGCUGGCGCUGGCGGAGCUGGCGCUGCAGCACGCUGCCUCGCUGGAGAACAUCGACGAGAGCGGCCUGGCCGAAGCGAAGGAUGAGGGCAGCGACCACGGCGGCGCGGAGAACUGA